UCGAGUCCACGGAUGAAGCAGAUUAGCGUCGCUCUGCCCUCUUCAACGCUGAUUGCUGUGGGAAAACCGAGACGCGCAAACAAGCCGAUGCGGUGCGGACGCUGCGGACAGAUUCUCUGACACCAUGGACUUCAAUGUCAAAAAAUUAGCUUCGGAUGCUGGAGUCUUCUUCACACGCGCGGUCCAGUUCACCGAGGAGAAACUGGGCCAGGCGGAGAAGACUGAACUGGACGUGCACCUGGAGAACCUGAUGGCCCGUGCCGACUGCACCAAGAACUGGACCGAGAAGAUCUUCCGGCAGACCGAGGUCCUGCUACAGCCCAACCCAAUUGAUCACACGGGUGCCCGGAUCGAGGAGUUCUUCUAUGAGAAGCUGGACCGGAAGGUUCCGUCCAGGGCCACCAACGGGGAGCUGCUCGGGCAGUACAUGCUGGACGCGGCCAAGGACUUCGGCCCGUCGACGCCGUACGGCAGUACUCUGAUUAAGGUGGGGGAGAGCCAGAGGAAACUGGGCGGGACCGAGCGGGAGUUCAUCCAGAGUUCGGCCAUCAGCUUCCUCACGCCGCUGCGGAACUUUCUGGAGGGGGAUUGGAGGACCAUCUCGAAAGAGAGGCGGCUCCUGGAGAACCGGCGGCUGGAUCUGGACAUCUGCAAGGCCCGCCUGAAGAAGGCCAAGGUGGCUGAAGCCAAAGCCUCGGCCACACCCGAUUUUCAGGAGACUAGACCCCGAAAUUAUGUUCUCUCUGCCAGUGCAUCUGCGCUCAGCGACUUUGACUUUGGAGACUCGUCCACAGGGGACAAAGCCAAAGGAAGGGGGCUGUGGAGUGAGGAGGUCGACAAAGCAGAGAUGGAAUUGCGGGUGGCGCAGACGGAGUUUGACCGGCAGGCUGAGGUCACCCGGCUGCUGCUGGAGGGGAUCAGCAGCACGCACGUGCACCAUCUGCGCUGUCUGCAUGAGUUUGUGGAGGCCCAGGCUGCCUACUAUGCCCAGUGCCACCUACACAUGCUGGAGCUGCAGAAAGAGCUGAGCAGUUCUGAUGAAGAUGUGUUGCCCAAUGCCUUUGCUGUGAAUCCUUCCUCCCUGGCUGCAUUUUCCAGCCCCUCCCCCUCCACCUCCGCCAGCCCUGCCCCGCCCACCCCCGCCACCUUGGAGACGGACUCGCUGAAGGGGGAAGAGGGGCGCCCCCCCGCCUCAGGCUCGCGCAAGGCCAAGGUGCUCUACGACUACGACGCCGCCGACACCAGCGAGCUCUCUCUGCUGGCGGACGAGCUCAUUACAGUCUACACUGUUCCAGGAAUGGAUCCUGAUUGGUUGAUUGGAGAGCGAGGUAACCAGAAAGGGAAGGUGCCUGUUACUUACCUCGAGCUUCUGAGCUAAAGAUGGGAGAGGGAAGAAGGAAGGACGGAGGGAAGAAACCUGGGACGGACUAACAGGCUGACACACACAUACACACAUCUGUGCACUCGCAUGUACACGCACACACACACACACACACACACACACAAAUAGGCAAGCAAAACUGGGGAACAAUCUUAAAUAUAAAAAUAGAUAAAUGACAGAAAUGGAAGUGUACCUAACUCUGGUGGUGAGGUGCAUGCUUACCCACAAUGCCCUGAGGGUUUAUUUGUGGUAUGCCCAUAAUGCCUCUACGGUUUGAAAGGAUAAUUAGUGACAUACCCAUAAUGCCUCUGCGGUUUGAGGGGUUAAUUAGUGACAUACCCAUAACGCCUGUAACUGUUUGAGGGGAUUAUUCGUGACAUACCCAUAAUGCCUCUAUGGUUUUAGGGGAUAAUCUGUGACAUACCCAUAAUGCCCCUGCGAUUGGGGGGGGGGUUAAUUUGAGGCAUACUUACCCAUAAUGCCUCUGUGUUUCCGGGGAUAAUUUGUGAUGGGAGUCCUUGGCAGAGCCACACGGCUGGGUUUUGCUCAGCGGCUGAGAUCUCACUGUCUAUUGGGUGUGUGGUUAUGAUUUUCUCAGCAGUUGAGAUCUGUAGUAUAGUAUAGUAUAGUAUAGUAUAGUGUUAGAUUUCACUGGUUUAACAGCAAGGCUAUUUUCACUACACAUUCUAGAAUUUGCCAGACAUUUACACGGUUUAUUAGAUUAAGGUUUCAUCUUUGUGGUCUGAAGAAAUCGAAGCCCUGCUAUUGCUGAUGCGGUCUCUUGGCUGUGGGGAAAUUCUUGGUCACGGAGCUGAAAAUGUAUGAGUCAUACACUUGAUACUAGGCCAUGCUAUGAACACAGUUUCGGUUUUAUUUAACAUCUGUGUAAACAUUGCGUGCAUACAGUAUAUCUGUAUAUAAAAAUAUAGUAUGUAUAUUUUGUCAUUUAUUUGGAUUCUUUUGACAUUGUUCUGUUGCACUCUGUGGUUGUUUGUAGUUUACUUUUGUUGAAUUUUUUUAUGCUGGGCUCAAACUACAACCAACAAAAUUUUAAGAUCGCUGUGCAGCUCACACUAUCCGAAAUUCUAUUCUGUACAUUUUCGUCACUCAGACAUAGUGGUGCACAUACUUCAACAUUGUGGCACAGACGGUGCGUCGCUAACUACAGCUAACUCUUCGGUGGAUUUUCGUCUUGAGGGAUCUCAAUAUUCUGCUUUCUUGUGAGAAAAAAAUGCAAAAAUGUGAUGGAUUUCGUCAGUUGUUACCCAGAAUAAACGCUACCUUGCUAAAGCAGAGACUGAUUGAGCUCUGGGGAAUGCUUCACGCAACAGAAAAAUACUAACAAAACAAAACAAAAUGAGUGUUGUGCCGCUGCUGCUCUGUCACUCCGAUUGUGCUGUUGUCUUCCUGAAGAGGCAAUGGUGUUGUUGCCAGAGGUCAACCAGCUUCUCUUUCAUCUCAUCCGUCAUUGUAGAACCCGGGGUGCUGUUUUAUAUGAGGCCAUGAUGCUACUAGAGUGUUGUGUUUUAUUUCCAGCUUGCACCACGUGGUUUGCCUGACCUCCGAAAUUCGUCCCAGUCCGCUAAAUCCUGGCAAAAAUUCAUGUUUUGUGAACCCAGCAUUAGUAUCCUUUUCCUCCUCCUGUCUUUUCUCAUGAAAAAGCUUAUCACGAUCAAGGUACUCACAUCAAAAUAUUUGCUCUGACUAUCUUGGCUGAUGUUACUUCCUGUCAAUUUUCUUUUUGUCUGUUUUUUUAGUGUUUUUUUGUUCUUUAAAGGCAUUCUAUGCAUACUAUUCUUAGCCUGUGUUUACCAUUAAAUAAGUUUCCUUCGCCUUCAACCCCACCCACUCACACUGCAUUAAUUACCCAAUGUAACAUAGCUAGCUGGAUAGCCAGCGUUAAUGGUAGUACCCUGAAAUGAGCAACUAUGAGGAAUAGUAAGAAGGUAGAUUUUAUCAUCGCUUAAUUAAUUACAUUGUGUUGAGCGUAAUAGUGGUUUUAUCGUUGAACUUUAAAUUUGAAAAUUUCAGAUCCUCGGGAAUGUCCAUAUAGUCACCAACUUCACACUGCCGGUAUUGUUACUUACAGGUCCAACAGAAAACAAGCCAACUCCGUGUGCUUUUCAUCCCUUUAGCGAACUUCAGCUUAUGAGGAAAAGCAGUUCCAAGGUUAACUCUAGUUCUUGAACGAGCCUUGUCGGAUUGUCUUUUUGCUUCGUUGUAUCUGGAAUUUUGCUAGCUAGCUUUGCAGCCACACCCUCCCCUCCCUCCACAGAAAACGGUGCCACACCUCAGAAAUGUCCCGAACCUUUUUAGAAUAACAAAUACGCUACAGGUAAACGUGCCCGAAUUCGGCUGAUGUGCGUAAAGACAGAGAUUGCCAGUGCAUCAAAGAUAUGUCUUCAAAGCAUAGUUAUUUUAUAAUAUUUUCAAGGUAAUAAUCCUGCAUAAGAUGCCUUUAAAUAUGUGAUUGUGCAGUCAUUGGCAAGCGUGUGCACAGUGUGGGAUUCCCCAGCCCCACCAAGUUACAGCAGAAAGGGCUUGUCAGGCUUCUGUCACAUUUGUGUCCAGCUGUCUUUACUCCCGAUGGCAUUUUUCCCCUGUUUUUGUUGUCUUGUUGAAUAAGUUUUGUUUUCCCCUUCACGUAAGGAGAAGCAGAGAAAUCUCAGGUUGUGGAGAGUUCAGCCUUCCCCUACCUGACCAUUUUUCUUUGUCAUUGAAAUUCCCCCAAACGUUAAAAAGGUUGGGGUGAAUGUGAAGUUUUCUUGGAGAUCACAUUAUGUCACAAUGAAUGUUGCAUGAAUGGCCUUAGGAUGAUAUUCGGUUUCGAUCAGUGAUUCGCAACGAGACUGGAUGCGACUUGCAAAAUUCCAAGACGUCUGAUUGUAAACGUUCUGAAAAAGCAUUACAGUUGUGCAUGGUCAUCUGUCCGUCAUGUUGAGCAAAUUUGCUAUUUCAGCACUUCAAUUCAAAGCAUUCUUAAAAUGGGUUUGGCACGCAUUCUCCUCGAUUCGUCUGAAAAACACACACCCUCCAUGAUUGUUAAGCCUGUUAAGUUAGUAAGCAACAUGUCUAGUAUGCUUUUCUGUGUCUUUGAGAGUACAUAUUUUGAAGAACAAAAUGUUGGGCUGUUUGGGAAUGUUCUCAUUGGAACUUUACCUCAAAACCAAAGGGGAAUCUAACUGGAAUUUUCCCUAAUAUUCUGGGAACAUUUUGUAUUAGCUGGGUCUGCUGAUGUCUCCAUGUAUAUUGUCCUGCCUCUCUUGUGGUGUUGAACAGAUAAUAAAACAAAACUUUACUCUAA
Anguilla rostrata (American eel) is the source of this 4685-nucleotide messenger RNA. Its product is annotated as endophilin-B2-like. The transcript is spliced from 14 exons. Bases 125 to 1378 code for a protein of 417 amino acids. Gene Ontology annotation, biological process: membrane organization. The record is from RefSeq and is a predicted model, not a curated record. NCBI's taxonomy places the organism in Eukaryota, Metazoa, Chordata, Actinopteri, Anguilliformes, Anguillidae. Gene Ontology annotation, molecular function: protein binding. Gene Ontology annotation, cellular component: membrane; cytoplasm.